Abrus precatorius (Indian licorice) is the source of this 590-nucleotide messenger RNA. RefSeq names its product COX assembly mitochondrial protein 2 homolog. Lineage: Eukaryota; Viridiplantae; Streptophyta; Magnoliopsida; Fabales; Fabaceae. The record is from RefSeq and is a predicted model, not a curated record. Gene Ontology annotation, cellular component: mitochondrion. The transcript has 3 exons. The coding region runs from base 250 to 498 and encodes 82 amino acids.
CCAAAUCUUCACUUUGGUUCCUUUUUCUGUCCAUUGGAUUUCACUUUGGUCGAUUCCAUAGAGAAAGGUUCUUCCUAUAUUUUAAUCUUUAGGCGUGCUAGGUUCCAAAGUUAUGAUCUUUGGCAAUGGAUUUUCUCUGGGUCAAUUCCAAUUUUUUGUUUAUAGCUUUCGUUUGUCUGGUACUGUGAAGGGAACAUAACAGUGGGGUUGUUGAAUUGCAUUGCAGGAGAUUGAUUUGAUUGUGGGAAGAUGCAUCCUCCUUUAACAUUGCACAAACAUCCAAUGUGUGCUGAAAUAAUUGAGCAGUUUCAAAAGUGUCAUAUAGAACAUCCUGUAGCAAAAUUCUUUGGUGAAUGUACUGAUUUGAAAAUAAAAUUGGAUCGCUGUUUUAGACAAGAGAAAGCUUUGAAGCGAAAGGCUAACUUUGAAGAGAGUAAAAAGUUUAAGGAACAGUUGCGAGCUUUCAGGAAAGAAAAUGCUGCAAGCAGCUGUCAAUAAUAGUAGGAUUUUUUGCAGUGUUGAAAAAGCCAAACUAUUCUGCAAAGUACAAUCCAUAAUUUUGUACAAGGGGCUCAACAUGAUAUGAUUUU